Messenger RNA from Argiope bruennichi, 981 nucleotides. RefSeq names its product pre-mRNA-splicing factor SPF27-like (gene BCAS2). Gene Ontology annotation, biological process: mRNA processing. The record is from RefSeq and is a predicted model, not a curated record. Gene Ontology annotation, cellular component: catalytic step 2 spliceosome; precatalytic spliceosome; Prp19 complex. The coding region runs from base 127 to 780 and encodes 217 amino acids. The transcript is spliced from 7 exons. NCBI's taxonomy places the organism in Eukaryota, Metazoa, Arthropoda, Arachnida, Araneae, Araneidae.
AGUUCGUAUUGAAUUAUUUCGUAAAUAAAGCAGCGGUUGUUUGAUUUGUUUGCGAUCGAAGCUAUUACGCAUUCGUGUAACAAAGAUUUGGUGUUUUUAUUUAAAUUUUAAAUCAAACGUAUAAAAAUGGCUGGAGAAGUAGUUGUGGACGCUCUACCUUACAUUGAUCAAGGUUAUGAUGAUCCUGGUGUUAGAGAUGCGGUGUUUUCUAUGGUUGAAGAAGAAACCCGUAGGUAUCGUCCAACCAAAAAUUAUCUAGAGCAUCUACCUCCUCUUAACUUACAUGCAUUUGAAACUGAAGUUAUUAGAACUGAAUUUGAGCGGUUACAAGCAAGACUACCUAUGGAUGUUUUAAGUAUGAAAAGAUAUGAAUUGCCACAACCACCAGCUGGUAAAAUGUCUGAUUUAGCUGCUUGGACAGAGUCAGUAGAAAAUUCUAUGGCUCAGUUAGAACAUCAAGCUACACGAAUUUGUAAUUUAGAGCUCAUGGGCAUUUAUGGCUGUGAAACAUGGAAAGCCUGUAAUGCUGUUUUGGUUCAAAUGACAAAUCAAACUCAGAAACAGUUACAAGAUUUAAAGAAGAAAAUUUUAGAAGUGAACUGGCAAAGGAAAAAUUCUCAAAAUACAGCAGGUGAAAAAUUGAAAGAAUUGGAAUCAAGUUGGGUCGGACUUGUAAGUAAAAACUAUGAGAUUGAACGUGCAUGUGCAGAACUAGAGAAAGAAAUACUUGUUUUAGAACAAAAGGCUGAAAAAUUGAAAGGCUCAUCCCAGAAUGUAUAAUUUGACUGCAAAGAUGAAGCUAUCUAUUGUUAAUGGAUCAUUGUUAAAAUCUUCAUUUAAUUGGAUAGAUGUUAUCACUUGUACAGUUAUUCAUAUUUCUUAUUCUUAUAUGUGUUGAUGUAAAUGGAAUUUGUAAUGAUAUUCUUUAUAAAUCUGACAUAUGAUAUUCAACACCUAAAAUAAACUACUGGUAGUAAAACA